AUGAAUGAUAAUAGCAGGUCUAGUACAGAGUCUCCUGAGUAUUCCGGACUUGCUACUCCUAUUCCACAUAAACCAUCACAAUCCGUAUUGACUGGGAAACACAUUAGCUUUCAAGAGCCCACUUCUUCAUGCCAUUCGCCCAAGCCUAGUCUUGAUGCCAAAUGUCAAAUGUUGAAGAGUCCGGAAUUAAAAGCUCAUACUAUGAAUUCUCAUGGUAAUGAAUUGGAAGGGAAAAAUAAUGGUACUACUAAGAAAGAUGAUCAAUUACCUUCAUUGUCAAUUAAGAAGGAUCCGAAUUUGAAAUCUUGUUUAUCACCACCACAGGAUUAUGAAAUGACCCCGUCAAACUCAUCUUUGGAAGAGAAGAGACCUUCAUUUGAGGUUGGAGAUGAUCCUUUCAGUCCUAAUAAACAUGGGAUUCUUCAAAUCAAUAGAUCGGGUAAAGCCACCCUGCCAUCAGAUGAAGAUUAUGCCCAUUCCCAUUCCCAGACUCCGCUUAUAUCAGAUAUUAAUAGUGGGAAAUCCAGUAAAACAACUUCUCCCAAGAUAAUCUCACCAAAAGUAAUUUCUCCCUUUGCUAAAGACGUGACAACUAAUGAUUCAAUUCCAACUUCUCCAAUGACAGAAGAUUCCGAUGAUAAAUUACAUUUACUAAUUGGUAUAACUGGUUGUAUAUCAAUUCAUCAUAAUAUAUUUCUUAUAAUUGAAAAAUUAUUUGAGUUAUACACCAAAGACAAAUUAGAAAUUCAAGUCAUUUUGACCAAGGCUGCAGAAUGGUUUUUGCAUGACAAACUUCAUAAGUUUGAAACUUUAGGGGUUAAAGUUUGGUUUCACGAUGAUGGUGAAAAACACUAUUUGACUGGGAAUAUUGAUGAACAUAAAUUUAAAAAUAAUUCAAAAAAUUUCACCAAAUUGACUCCUUCAAUUUUAAAUCAAUAUGUUUUGGCUUACGAGCUUCAAAAAUGGACUGAUGUCUUAUUGAUUGCUCCAUUAUCUGCUAAUACUUUAUCUAAAUUGAUUAAUGGAUUGGCUGAUAAUUUAUUAACUGAUGUUUUACAUAUUUGGCCAGCUUCAAAUACUCAUUUAACUUUGGAUAAUCCCGAAAAACAAGAUUCAACAGUCAUUACAAAUACGUUGGCAUCUUCCAAACCAAUUGUGGCAGCAUUAGCAUUAACCAGUGCAAUGUAUGCUCAUCCAAUUACUAAGAUUCAAUUGGGUUUACUACAAGAAAGUUAUCCAAACAUGAGUAUUUUGAAACCAGUGGAGAAGUUUGUAGAAGAUGGUCAAAUAUCAAUGGGUGGAAUGAGAUCAUGGCGUGAAGUUGUUGAUUUCGUUCUGAAAAAAUUGGGUGAACCAGUCGAUGACAUUGAAGAAGACGAGGAAGAGGAGCUAAUGGCUGACGAAGGUGAGAAUAGCAGUGAAGUUGGUAAAGUAGAAGUUGAAAUCGACGACGACGACGACGAUGAUGAUGAUGAUGAUGAUGAUGAUGAUGACGAUGACGAUGAUAAUGAUGACGACAAUGAUGAUGAGAAUGAUGAAAAAAGUCCUAUAUCCAAACUUACAUCCGAACCCAAGCUGGUAACAACCCCUAGACCCAUUAGAGCCGAUUCUAUCCGCUCGCAAGCGUCUGCCACCCACGUCAAAACUUCUUUAACCAACAAGGAAUUGAAUGCACAUACCAAGAUUGCAUCUCAAAACGCAAUCAUCAAUUCUGGUAUCUUCAAAGCAGGACCAAACCACGAGCCAGGACCACAGUCCAAAAUCAGCGAUUCUGAGAAUCCACCGUUCACUUCUAAAUUCUCUGCAUGA
This is a messenger RNA of Hyphopichia burtonii NRRL Y-1933, 1809 nucleotides long. Its product is annotated as flavoprotein. The transcript has a single exon. Bases 1 to 1809 code for a protein of 602 amino acids. The record is from RefSeq and is a predicted model, not a curated record. Gene Ontology annotation, cellular component: phosphopantothenoylcysteine decarboxylase complex. Gene Ontology annotation, biological process: coenzyme A biosynthetic process. Gene Ontology annotation, molecular function: FMN binding; phosphopantothenoylcysteine decarboxylase activity. NCBI's taxonomy places the organism in Eukaryota, Fungi, Ascomycota, Pichiomycetes, Serinales, Debaryomycetaceae.